UUCUUUUAUUCUUUCAAUACAUAAAUUGAAUAUUUUUAAUAAAAUAUACAUAUUCUUCCUGAACUACAGAUUUCGCUCAAGUGGUACCGUGUAGUAACAAUUCAAUAGAAGCAAAAUGGUGAACAAAAGUUGCAUCGUAGGAUGUCCAUUGGGAUGUCCUUUAUAUGUAUUCCCUCCGUUGGGAGAAAUGACCAGAAACCAAUUUUCCAAUUAACGGACCAGAACGGGCGGCGUAAAUGGCUCCAGUUGUUGGGUGUGGUGGGCCCAACAGCGAAACAUAUUUUCGCCUGCCAGAGGCAUUUUUCCCAUCAGAUGAGAAGUAGCCGAGGCCUUCACAAAUGGGCAGUUCCCGAUAUUAAUUUAAGAUUAUAUUCGCCCGCAGUGACAGCUAGUAGGGAAAAUGAGAUUACUGAUAGGCAUGUAUCAGGCAGUUUAGUUGAAGACGUACAAGGAGUCAUAGAAGUAGGAGUUGAAGAUUUUCAGCCAAGUUUCGAUUCUAUUAUAGAGAUUGAUAGCGAAAUUUUGGAUUCGAGCGCUGACCCUGUAAUAGAACUUGGCGUUGAGGAUUUUCUGCCGAUACCUUUUUCGCCCGAAGCAGCAGAUAGCGCCUCGACUUCAAAUUGCGAAUUAUUUGAGGUAGAGGCAUCCUUUGAAAAAUCCCUUCAAUCCCACCAAGAUGAAGAAGACACACCUUCUUCCUCUUUAGGUAGUUCCAAUUUAGUUCAAACCUGGGCAAACAGUCGGCAAUCUCAAACAGAUUUUUAUUUAAGUGAUGGGACUCCUAGAAAGAGAAAGUAUCGGGAGGAACUAGAUAGUGCAAAAGAUGAGAUAAAAUAUUUACGCAAUAAGGUGAGAGUUUUAGAAAAUAGAGUAGAAUAUUUGUUAAAGGAGCCAAGUUUGCCUGUCAAUUCACAGUAUAGACUAAUUUCAGAGCUAAUUUGCAACUUGCCUGCACAUUUAGCGAUAUGUGUGAAGAAUUGCCUUAAAAAUGCCCCCCGAACUCCACACGGGUAUAGAUUUGACAGAGAACUGAAAACAUUGGCUCUAGCAGUUAAAUUUUUAUCACCUAUUGCAUUUAGAUAUUUAAAGCCCCUUUUUAAAUGGCCCUCCAAAAAGACCCUAGAGUUGUUUGUUCAAGGCUGGCCACGUAACCCUGGCUGCAACUAUAGCAGCUUAAAAGCCCUGGAGUUAAGAAGCCGAGGUUUCACGGACGCACAGAGAUAUGUUUCGAUCUGCUGUGACGAAAUGUCUCUGAAAACUAACGUUCAAUACGAAAGAAGUAGAGACAUGAUUAUAGGAUUGGAGGAUUAUGGCGAUGAAAAUCGCACACCAAGUGUAGCUUCUAGUGUUUUAACAAUUUUGGUCCAAGGCAUUGGUGGAAACUCUUGGACUCAUCCCUUAGCAUAUUUUUUUGUUCACAAAUCGUGCAAAGGUCAUAUAAUGGAAAAAUAUAUUUUCCAAGCCAUAGGUCAGCUCCAGAGUAUUGGUCUGCGUCCGUGUCAACUUGUAACUGACCAAGGCUCCAACUUCAUGAGUUUUUCUAGGAUAGUAGGAGUUACGAAAGACAGACCAUUUUUUGAAGUUAAUAGCGAGAAAAUCUUUUAUUUCUUCGAUUCUCCCCAUCUCCUGAAGAGUACGCGGAAUUGCUUAGAAAACCAGAAAAAUAGAGUUAGUUUUCAUGGCAGACCUGUAGACUGGAUGCACAUCAUCCAUGUAUAUGAAAAAGGCGCCAAUUAUGACAUUUCUUGCACUCAUAAAUUGACCCCGGCACAUGUAAGACCUAAGCCUUUUAAUAAAAUGAGCGUGCAGUUAGCUUCUCAGGUUUUCAGUAAUUCUGUGGCAAGUGCAAUGUUUGCUAUCUACAGCUCCGGGUUUUUAGAUAAUUCUGAGUCUCCAUCUUUUUUCAAUACAGCCGAGUUUGUUCUUUUUUUGAUAAGUUGUUCAAUAUUUUCAAUAGUCUCGUGUUUGGAGCAACCGGUAAUUUCAAACAACCAUUUUCAGCAAGUGCGGACCAAUUAA
This is a messenger RNA of Rhagoletis zephyria (snowberry fruit fly), 2019 nucleotides long. RefSeq lists its product as uncharacterized. NCBI's taxonomy places the organism in Eukaryota, Metazoa, Arthropoda, Insecta, Diptera, Tephritidae. The record is from RefSeq and is a predicted model, not a curated record.